Molecule: messenger RNA, 1910 nt
Organism: Marmota monax (woodchuck)
Lineage: Eukaryota; Metazoa; Chordata; Mammalia; Rodentia; Sciuridae
Gene: Paox
Product: polyamine oxidase
Exons: 7
Coding region: 150-1685 (511 amino acids)
Molecular function (GO): polyamine oxidase activity
Source: RefSeq, a predicted model, not a curated record
CGCCUCAUUAGGCCCCGCCCCGUCCUCAGGCCCCGCCCUCGACCGCCUCAUCCUCACCAGGCCUCACCCGGCCCUCAGGCCCCGCCCCCCCAUUCUCACCAAACCCGGCCUCCGGCCUCAGGUCCCGCGGCUGGACGCCAGCACGAGCCAUGGCGUCAGGCGGCGAUGGCGCGGAGGCCUCGGGCGGCCGGCGGGUGCUGGUGGUGGGCGGCGGCAUCGCGGGGCUCGGAGCCGCACAGAGGCUCUGCCGCCACCCGGCCGCCCAGCAUCUGCGGGUCCUGGAAGCCACGGCCUGCGCCGGGGGUCGCAUCCGCUCGGAACGCCGCUUCGGUGGCGUGGUGGAGGUGGGUGCACACUGGAUCCAUGGGCCCUCCCAGGGCAACCCUGUCUUCCAGCUGGCUGCUGAGUAUGGUCUCCUAGGGGAGAAGGAGUUGUCCAAGGAGAACCAGCUGGUGGAGACAGGUGGGCAUGUAGGCCUGCCUUCUGUGUGCUGUACUAGCUCCGGGGCACGUGUGAGCCUUGAGCUGGUGGCAGAGAUGGCCAGUCUGUUUUACGGGCUGAUAGACCAGACCCGGGAGUUCCUUCAUGCAACUGAGACCCCAGUGCCCAGCGUUGGGGAGUACCUCAAAAAGGAGAUCAGCCAGCAGGUAACCGGCUGGACAGAGAAUGAGGAGACCAGGAAGCUCAAGUUGGCCAUCCUGAACACCUUCUUCCACGUGGAGUGCUGCUUGAGUGGCACCCAUAGCAUGGACCUGGUGGCCCUUGCGCCCUUUGGAGAGUACACCGUGCUGCCAGGGCUGGAUUGCACCUUCUCUGGGGGCUACCAGGAACUUACCAACUGCAUCAUGGCCUCCUUGCCGAAGGACGUGAUGAUUUUCAACAUGCCUGUGAAGACUAUUCACUGGAACGGGUCCUUCCGGGAGGGCACAUUUCCUGGGGAGGCCUUUCCUGUGUUGGUGGAGUGUGAGGAUGGCAGCCGCCUUCCAGCACAUCACGUCAUUGUCACCGUUCCCUUAGGUUUUCUCAAAGAACAACAGAAUACCUUCUUUGAUCCUCCACUGCCUGCUGAGAAAGCAGAAGCAAUCAGGAAAAUAGGCUUUGGGACCAACAACAAAAUCUUCCUGGAGUUUGAGGAGCCCUUCUGGGAGCCCGACUGCCAGCUCAUCCAGGUGGUAUGGGAGGACACAUCACCCCUUCAGGACACAGCUCCCUCAAUGCAGGAUGCUUGGUUCAAGAAGCUCAUUGGCUUCUUGGUCCUGCCACCCUUCGGGUCUGUGCACGUGCUCUGCGGCUUCAUUGCUGGCCUGGAGUCUGAGUUUAUGGAGACUCUGUCUGAUGAAGAAGUACUUCUCUCUCUAACCCAAGUGCUCCGGAGAGUGACAGGAAACCCACAGCUGCCUGCGCCUAAGAGUGUGCUGAGGUCUUGCUGGCACAGUGCCCCAUACACCCGGGGCUCCUACAGCUACGUGGCCGUGGGCAGCACUGGAGAUGACAUAGACCAGCUGGCCCAGCCUCUCCCUGUGGACGACUCCAGCACCCAGCUCCAGAUCCUGUUUGCAGGGGAAGCCACACAUCGGACGUUUUACUCUACAACGCAUGGGGCCCUGCUGUCUGGCUGGAGGGAGGCUGAUCGCCUCAUUGGUCUGUGGGACCUGCAGUCCCAGCAGCCCCGGCCCCGGCUCUGAGCUCGGUUUCUACCUGGGUUGCUCCCUUGGGGGAUGCUGGGACCUGCCUUCUUUCAGUCUGGCUUGAGAUUCCAGGACCUCACUGACAGUCCUUUUUGGAUAACUGGGUCACCUCAUUUCUUAUGUCUGUCACUGGAACCUGCCAGGAUUGAGCUUGGACUGAUCUGGAAGUCGCUGGAUGCCACUGCUAGUGGGGAUGCUAUGUACAUAAAGCAGUUAAUGCCA